Molecule: messenger RNA, 1407 nt
Organism: Racocetra fulgida
Lineage: Eukaryota; Fungi; Glomeromycota; Glomeromycetes; Diversisporales; Gigasporaceae
Source: the annotation of a GenBank genome assembly
AUGUCGUUUAAAAGUAAUCAGUUUUCAGAACCCCAAACAAAUGGUGCGACGCUUGAAGACCAUCUAAAUAUAUCAUGUCAAAAAGUCCAAGCACUAUCGCGAAAUCCAGAUUUUUAUAUAAAGUGUGGUCUUAGAGAACUUGAAGUUCUCAAUGACUGGAGCGUUACACAGGCACAAAUGAAAAACGACGGCGGAAAGUCAAUAGCAAAAUGGAAUCCGCGUACCGAUUGGCCCUCUACAUUAGUUACUGGAGCCUAUGAUUUUGUCCUCCCAGCACUUAGACGCCCAUCCUACCAAGGAAAUAAUACAUGGGAAGUGAAUUUGGAUGAAAUUAUUUUAAUGGCAUCAACAAAUGAUUAUCCUGGUGAAAUUAAUGAAGUGUGCUUGGACGAUUUUCUAGAUAAUAUUUGUGAAUUCACGGAUCUUCCAUCCCCAUCGUCAAACUUUACAAAUCAUGAAUUGAUUGAUGACUAUGCAAAUGUUGAUGCGCAAGUCACAAUUUUACCGGCUCCGUUAAACGAUGCAGAAGCUAAUUAUUCAUUCGCGAUUUAUCCAAAUUUUGCUUGUUCAAGCAUCCUCGCAAUAAUCUCUACACAAACUGAUACCACAGUGCAUAUAGUAGAUACUGAUGAUAUAUCUAUCUUUAACAAGAUUAUUGGAGGUUAUAAACUCUGCCGUAAUGACCAAGGCAGAGUGGCACCUUUUGUCGCACGAUCCUUAGAAAAUAUUACUGGGAACGAACAUUUCGAAAACCUUUCCUUUUUAAUCCAGGUGCCGUUAAAACGCGAUAACACUCAACCUAUUAGUCCGACAGUUUACAACUGUUCAUUAUUUCCUUCAUUAUCUAAAAAAUCAGGGUAUUCCAGAGAUGAUCGAUUUCCCAUACACGUUACCGCACAUUUCGUUUUAAUCACUAAAGAUGGUAACUUGAAUGAGUAUGAUAUAGCACAAGCAUCUAAUUGGAUUAAAUAUGCAAAAAAGUCUAAAGGCGAAUUAUGGACCAAAGUUUUUUCAUCGAAUAUUGCAACCACGACAUCAAGAACUCAAAUGUCGUGGACUCUUGGCAAUAUACCUCACCCUCCAAGUCCAUCUCAACAAACUCAAACAUUAAUAUCGAGUGGAAAAGUAAAAACAUUAAUUGGUGAACAGACCCUAAUAUCGAGUACAUCGAUUAAAUAUCCUUUGCUUUCAGAAACAUUAAAAUCAUCCAUGGGAAGUGAACCGAAUUCACCGACUACGAUUAAAAACGCAGAUGUGAUAUGUCGACAAUGUCAUGUAAAAUUAAGCUCGACCCAACUUUACGCUCGUUGUAUUUACUGUCCUGAUUUUGACAUUUGUGGGGAAUGUUGUGUAGCUGAAGGUCUUGGGCAUGAUCAGCGUAUCACUUUUGCACGAUGUUCAGUGUAA